CAGGAAACGAAGAGAUUGGCCAGCAGGAGAACAAGGUGGGCUGGGGGCCACACCAUGAAUCAACACUGCCAAGUGCAGUUCGCGAUACCAUUACUACCAAGACACAACUGCGAUUUUUGCGGUGGAAAAAUACCAAACUAGGGAAAAACAACACACACAAAAAUUGCCAGUGUUCAGAAAUUAUCGAAAACGUGUCUUUUGCGAAAUUAAAAUGACUUUGUGAUUGUGAUGUGGAAAAUUGUGAUUUUUGGUUUUGUGAUCGCCUGUGUCAGGUGUCAAGGGUUUUACAAGGUCGUGGGGCCAAGAGCAGUCCGCCCCAACAGCGAAUACCAUGUUGCCGUUUCAAUCCAACAAACAUCCGAACCUACGACAGUCCGAGCAACUCUUCAAGGCAUUUCCCCGAACGGUUCGAUCUACACAAGCGACGACCGGGUAGAAGUCCAGCCUUACACGUCCCGAAUCCUCCGGUUGGAGGUCGGAGACGUGGACUCCGGCGACUACAAACUGGUGGUUUCCGGAAAGGGCGGGGUAGAUUUUUACUCCGACUAUCCGGUAGAGUUUGUGGAAAAAAGCUACUCGGUGUUUAUCCAAACCGAUCGAGCGGUUUACAAACCCGGAUCCAAAGUCUUGUUCCGGGCGGUUGUGCUCAACUCGCAGUUGAAACCGGCGGCGGAAGUCCGGAAUGAACUACUCCACAUUUUUGUGACGGACGGGCAAGGGAAUCAGAUCAAGGAGUGGAAAGGAAUCCAGGCUUUGAGAGGGGUCUUCACCGGGGAAGUGAAACUGAGCGAGAGUCCGGUUUUGGGAAACUGGAAUAUUUCGGUCAAAAUCCACGGACAAACAUUCAGCAAAUCAAUAGAAGUCGCUGAAUAUAUUUUACCAAAAUUCAUUGUAAAUAUUCAAGCGCCCAAACACAUGACUUUCAAGGAAAACAUCCUCGUUGCCAAUAUCCAAACCCAAUACAAUUAUGGGAAAAAAGUCAAGGGAGAGGCCACUGUGACCGUUUAUCCCACAAUUUUCUCCGGGGUUAUUCAACCCAUUUUCCAGAACCCGAUCCGGAAAGUAAUCCCGAUCGAGGGUUCGGCCACUGUCACAUUCGACAUUGCCAAAGAACUCAAACUGACUGACGAGUACGAAAGGGUUGUCAUGGUCGAUGUAACAGUUGAGGAAGCUUCAACGGGCCGCCGACAAAACAAUUCGGUCGAAGUCCAUUUGCAUAAAUACAAUUAUAAAAUGGAUCUAAUUAAAACAGCCGAUUAUUUCAAACCGGGGCUCAAAUACACAGCUUAUGUCAAGGUUUCAAGUCACGAUGGGACUCCCCUACGAUCGGAAAAUAGGGAAGUUACGGUCAGAUACGGCUAUUCGCGAGCUGAUGAAGUCUAUGUUACUGAGAAACACAGGUUGGAUAAAAACGGUGUUGCGAAAUUGGAGUAUUACACUCCGGUGAAUGUUACAAACACCACUGCUCUCAGGAUUGAGGCUCAGUACCAGGACCUCAAGGAGCGCAUUUCGCCAAUUCCUGCUGCGGUUUCGUACAGUAACACUUUCCUGCAAGUGUCGCUCGAAACCGAAAGACCGAUCGUAAACCUUGAUGUUGAAAUUUUAGUCAAUUGCACUGAACGUUUGAGAUACAUAAGCUACGUCCUGAUGGGACGAGGCGACGUCCUGAAUGCCAACACCUUCCAAGUUGACAACAUGCACGAAUAUCGGUUUCAUUUCACGGCAACACAUGCCAUGGUCCCGGUUGCCCACCUCAUAGUGUCUUACGUGCGUGACGAUGGAGAAUUGGUGGGAGAUGCCCUCGAUAUUGAAGUUGAUGGGCUUUUGCAAAACUACAUGGAGAUUCAAGUCAAUCCGGUGGAAACCGAACCCGAGCUUGAUAUCGACAUAGCGAUCAGAGCCCAGCCCAAUUCGUACGUUGCUAUAAUGGCAGUUGACCAGAACGCGGUCAAAAUGAGACCUGGGUUUGAUUUAACCCACAGUGAAGUAGCGGAAGAAUUGAAAAAAUACGACCCGGCCCAACAAUCACCAUAUUCCAUGAUAAUGCACGACAGCAAGUACCAUUUCUUCUGGAAGCCGGGGGCUGCCAACCCACACAGUGCCAUUUACAAUUCGGGGGCCGACUUAUUGACCAAUUCUCACGUCAACCGCCACCAACCGACUUUGGAGGAUAUUUACUUGCGGCCCGUUUUCUACGGCACUAGCACCGUCAAACCCGACCGCGGCUUCGGCCUGCCUCUCCACACCGUCACCAGGCCGCCCCUGGCAGGUCCUUACGCUUUCAGUCGAAUCCCUAAGCCCGUUUGGAACAAACCGAAGGUUUACUUGACUGAGGAAAUCGCCGAUACUUGGCUUUUCACCAACUUUUCGUCGGGUUACGAAGGCAAAACUUCAAUUCGGCGAAAAAUACCAAGCUCUCUGAACACUUGGGUCGUCACUGGCUUUUCCCUGGACCCCAUUCAUGGGCUGGGACUGACCACAACUCCCAAGAAAGUCAAAGUAUCGAAAAGCUUCGUCGUAACGCUUGAUUUGCCGUUUUCGGUGCAACGGCGAGAGAUUUUAGCUGUGCCUGUCGUUGUUUACAAUUAUAUGGACAAGGAUGUGAACGCCGAAGUCACACUUCACAACCCGGAACAGAAAUUCGAGUUUGCUGAAGUUUCAAAUAAUGUUAACUCGACCAGAAAAGUGGAGUUGUACAGGCGCAAAAAAAUUAGCAUCAAACGAAACAGCGGCACGUCAGUCUCAUUCAUGAUACGGCCGUUGAAACAAGACACAAUCGAGAUAAAAGUGACCGCAAACAGUCCGAAAAACCAGGACGUGGCAAUUAAGCAUCUUCAAGUCACGACUGAAGGCGAGACGGAAUAUUACACAAAAACCGUCCUCAUCGAUUUACGCAACAACCCCAACUACAAAAAAUCAAUCAAUUUCACGAUCCCACAAAACAUGGUCACCGGUUCGGAAAAAAUCGAAGUUUCAGCUGUUGGUGAUCUCCUAGGCCCGACUAUGGUGCACCUAGAAAAUUUGAUCAGACUUCCAACAGGAUGCGGUGAACAAAAUUUGAUUCAUCUCAUGCCGAAUUUAAUCAUUUUGCAAUAUCUUCGCUACACGAGACAAGUUACCCCAACCAUUCAAAACGAAGCGUUGGAUUUGCUCGAAAAGGGUUACCAACAACAGUUGAGUUAUAAACGCAAAGAUGGGUCGUUUAGUGCCUUUGGAAUGAGGGAUGAGAAGAGCAGUGUUUGGGUUACGGCUUAUGUGGCUCUUACUUUAAGGCAAGCCAAAGGCCAUAUUUACGUUGACGAGAAAAUUAUCGAAGGUUGUCUCGAAUGGUUGGCGAAUAUUCAGGGCCGGAAUGGAAGUUUUGUCGAAGUGGGGUCAGUUAUUUACAAGGAGAUUCAGAGUCGGGAAGGCAAUAGUUUAGCCUUGACGGCUUUUACUCUCUUGGCUUUUAUCGAAAAUCAGAAAUAUGCGUCCACUUAUAGCAAUACAAUUAACAAAGGAUUGGAUUACAUUGCACGGUACAUUUCUGAACAAGAAUCAAUCCAUACGAUAGCUUUGUGUAGCUACACUCUUCAAUUAGCCCGUCACCCGUCGAAACAAAGCGCUUUCAACUUGCUUGACCUCCGUUCAAAGAGCCGAGGCAACUUGAAAUGGUGGUCUAAGGACGUCCCAAGUAACGAGAUUAAAAAUCCCUGGAACAAAUUACCGCGUUCCAUCGAUAUCGAGACUUCAGCCUACGGUCUUUUAACCUUCCUUGAGGCCAAUUACUUCGAAGACGCAAUCCCUGUCCUGAACUGGCUACUAGACCAGCAGAACAGUCUCGGAGGUUUCACCUCAUCGCAGGACACUUUCGUGGGCCUUUGGGCCAUUUAUAAACUAGUCCUGAAGUUGGCAACUAACGUAAAUAUGCAAGUUGAGUUCACUUACGGCAAAGACCAGCGCCACAAUUUCAACGUUAAUAAAAACAACGCAAUGAUUGUGCAAAAACUCCAACUACCGAAAGACAUACGUGAAGUAAACGUGACGGCUCAGGGCAAAGGCUUGGCCGUUUUUAGGGUCUCGUAUGAGUAUAAUAUGAACGUAACCGGGCCUUGGCCCAUGUUUACGCUGGACCCACAAGUGGACAAAAACUCGAAUAAGGACCACUUACAAGUGUCGAUUUGCACAGGAUUUGUGAGUCGCAAUUUGAGUGAAACCCCUGAAAGCAACAUGGCAGUGAUGGAAGUGAACCUCCCGUCGGGUUUCACCGCCGAUAUCGACUCCUUGCCAAGCCUGGAAGUGUCCCAAAAUGUGCAAAAGGUCGAAACGAGCAACGGCCUGACUAGAGUCACCCUCUACUUUAACAACGUGUCAAGUGUAAACGAAUACUGCCCGACAGUGUCCGCUUUUAGGACACAUAAAGUCGCAAACCAAAAACCCGUCUCGGUUAUUAUUUUCGAUUAUUACGACAGUUCGAGACGUGCCAGGCAAUUUUACCGAAGCCGAACGUCAACUCUGUGUGAUAUAUGCGAGGAUGAGGACUGUGGUGAUAUUUGCACCUCAAAGGCGAACCCACAAGUCGGGGAGGACAGUCAGGAAGGCAAAGGCAGCUCGGCUGCUCUGCGUUCGAGUUGGUUGGGUUUCCUAGUUGUUAUGUUUGCCAUUGUGCAAUUGUGAUUGGUGCCGGCGGUACUUAUUGACGAAACCUUUAACAAAAUAAUUCGCUAAUACGUUCCUCAGUUUGGUAGAAAAAUAGAAUUGUUCUUGGUACAAUUAUAGUUAUGUGUUACCAACUUUACCACGCAAGUGGUGAAAAGUGCGUCAUAACAUUUUACUAACACUACUAGUCACCGGUCUCAGUAACCCCUUAGUUGACUGAAUUAAGGGUCAAGUGAUAAACACAACUCCACUCUUGUUUUGUUUAUUUUUAUAAAAACUAGUCUUUGGAUGUGAAAAAAAGAUUACACUAAUAAAAUUCACAAUUACUGAA
Messenger RNA from Tribolium castaneum (red flour beetle), 4969 nucleotides. Its product is annotated as CD109 antigen. Gene Ontology annotation, molecular function: endopeptidase inhibitor activity. Bases 229 to 4656 code for a protein of 1475 amino acids. The record is from RefSeq and is a predicted model, not a curated record. Lineage: Eukaryota; Metazoa; Arthropoda; Insecta; Coleoptera; Tenebrionidae. The transcript is spliced from 15 exons. Gene Ontology annotation, cellular component: extracellular region.